Messenger RNA from Puma concolor (puma), 3840 nucleotides. RefSeq names its product epidermal growth factor receptor (gene EGFR). Gene Ontology annotation, molecular function: epidermal growth factor receptor activity; ATP binding; epidermal growth factor binding. The record is from RefSeq and is a predicted model, not a curated record. NCBI's taxonomy places the organism in Eukaryota, Metazoa, Chordata, Mammalia, Carnivora, Felidae. Gene Ontology annotation, biological process: cell surface receptor protein tyrosine kinase signaling pathway; neurogenesis; positive regulation of kinase activity. Gene Ontology annotation, cellular component: signaling receptor complex; basal plasma membrane; plasma membrane.
AUGCGACCCUCCGGGACCGCGGGAGCCGCGCUCCUGCUGCUGCUGGCUGCGCACUUCCAGGCGAGUCCGGCGCUGGAGGAGAAGAAAGUUUGCCAAGGCACAAGUAACCGGCUCACCCAGUUGGGCACUUUUGAGGACCACUUUCUCAGCCUGCAGAGGAUGUUUAAUAACUGUGAGGUGGUCCUUGGGAAUUUGGAAAUCACCUACAUGCAAAGGAAUUAUGACCUUUCCUUCUUAAAAACCAUCCAAGAGGUUGCCGGCUAUGUACUCAUUGCCCUCAACACAGUGGAGAAGAUUCCUUUGGAAAACCUGCAGAUCAUCCGAGGAAAUGUGCUCUAUGAAAACACCCAUGCCUUAUCCGUCUUAUCCAACUAUGGCACAAAUAAAACCGGACUGCGGGAGCUGCCCAUGAGAAACUUACAUGAAAUCCUGCAAGGCGCUGUGCGGUUCAGCAACAACCCUGUCCUCUGCAACGUGGAAACCAUCCAGUGGCGGGAUAUCGUUGACAACGAUUUCAUAAGCAACAUGUCGAUGGACUUCCAGAACCACGUGGGCAACUGCCAAAAGUGUGAUCCAGGAUGUCCCAAUGGAAGCUGCUGGGGUCCGGGAAAGGAGAAUUGCCAGAAAUUGACCAAAAUCAUCUGCGCCCAGCAGUGUUCCGGGCGCUGCCGCGGCAGGUCCCCCAGCGACUGCUGCCAUAACCAGUGUGCUGCCGGCUGCACGGGGCCCCGAGAGAGCGACUGCCUGGUCUGCCGCAAGUUCCGGGAUGAAGCCACGUGCAAGGACACCUGCCCGCCACUCAUGCUCUACAACCCCACCACCUACCAGAUGGACGUCAACCCAGAGGGAAAAUACAGCUUUGGUGCCACCUGUGUGAAGAAAUGCCCCCGUAACUAUGUGGUGACAGACCACGGUUCGUGUGUCCGUGCCUGCAGUUCUGAUAGCUACGAAGUGGAGGAAGAUGGCGUCCGCAAGUGUAAAAAGUGUGAAGGGCCUUGCCGUAAAGUUUGUAAUGGAAUAGGAAUUGGUGAAUUUAAAGACACACUUUCCAUCAAUGCUACAAAUAUUAAACACUUCAAAAAUUGCACCUCGAUCAGUGGAGAUCUUCAUAUCCUGCCAGUAGCAUUUAGAGGUGACUCCUUCACGCAUACUCCACCUCUAGAUCCAAAGGAACUGGAUAUUCUAAAAACUGUAAAGGAAAUUACAGGGUUUUUGCUGAUUCAGGCCUGGCCUGAAAACAGGACUGACCUCCAUGCUUUCGAGAACCUAGAAAUCAUACGUGGAAGAACAAAGCAACAUGGUCAGUUUUCUCUUGCGGUUGUCGGCCUGGACAUAACGUCCUUGGGAUUACGCUCCCUCAAGGAGAUAAGUGAUGGAGAUGUGAUCGUUUCAGGAAACCAAAAAUUGUGCUAUGCAAAUACAAUAAACUGGAAAAAACUGUUUGGGACUUCAAGUCAGAAAACCAAAAUUAUAAACAACAAAGAUGAAAAAGGCUGCAAGGCCAUAGGCCAUGUCUGUCAUCCGUUAUGCUCAUCAGAGGGAUGCUGGGGCCCAGAGCCGAAAGACUGCGUGUCCUGCCAAAACGUCACCCGUGGCAAGGAAUGUGUGGAGAAGUGCAAUGUUCUGGAGGGGGAGCCAAGGGAGUUUGUGGAGAAUUCUGAGUGCAUACAGUGCCAUCCAGAAUGCCUGCCCCAGGCCAUGAAUAUCACCUGCACAGGACGAGGACCAGACAGCUGCGUGCAGUGUGCACACUACAUUGACGGCCCUCACUGCGUCAAGACCUGCCCAGCUGGCAUCAUGGGAGAAAACAACACCCUGGUCUGGAAGUUUGCAGACGCCAAUCGCAUGUGUCACCUGUGCCAUUCAAACUGUACCUACGGCUGUUCUGGGCCAGGUCUUGAAGGCUGUGCAACAGAUGGGCCCAAGAUCCCAUCCAUCGCCACUGGGAUUGUUGGGGGCCUCCUCUUGGUGGUGGUGGUGGCCCUUGGGGUGGGCCUCUUUCUGCGCCGACGCCACAUCGUCCGCAAGCGCACACUUCGCAGACUGCUGCAGGAAAGAGAGCUUGUUGAGCCUCUUACGCCCAGCGGAGAAGCUCCCAACCAAGCUCUCUUGAGGAUCUUAAAGGAAACAGAAUUCAAAAAGAUCAAGGUGCUGGGCUCUGGAGCAUUUGGCACAGUGUACAAGGGACUCUGGAUCCCAGAAGGUGAGAAGGUUAAAAUUCCCGUGGCCAUCAAGGAGUUACGAGAAGCCACAUCUCCAAAAGCCAACAAGGAAAUCCUUGAUGAAGCUUACGUGAUGGCCAGUGUGGACAAUCCCCACGUGUGCCGCCUCCUGGGCAUCUGCCUGACGUCCACGGUCCAGCUCAUCACACAGCUCAUGCCCUUCGGCUGCCUCCUGGACUAUGUCCGAGAGCACAAGGACAACAUUGGCUCCCAGUACCUGCUCAACUGGUGUGUGCAGAUUGCGAAGGGCAUGAACUACCUGGAAGACCGGCGCUUGGUGCACCGUGACCUGGCAGCCAGGAAUGUCCUGGUGAAGACGCCACAGCAUGUCAAGAUCACAGAUUUUGGGCUGGCCAAACUGCUUGGCGCCGAGGAGAAAGAAUACCAUGCGGAAGGAGGCAAAGUGCCUAUCAAGUGGAUGGCUUUGGAAUCAAUUUUACACCGAAUUUACACCCACCAAAGUGACGUCUGGAGCUAUGGAGUCACCGUUUGGGAGUUGAUGACCUUUGGGUCUAAACCUUACGACGGAAUCCCCGCAAGUGAGAUCUCGACCAUCCUGGAGAAAGGAGAGCGCCUCCCACAGCCACCCAUAUGCACCAUCGAUGUCUACAUGAUCAUGGUCAAGUGCUGGAUGAUAGAUGCAGACAGUCGCCCGAAAUUCCGUGAGUUGAUCAUUGAAUUCUCCAAAAUGGCCCGAGACCCCCAGCGCUACCUUGUCAUCCAGGGAGAUGAGAGAAUGCAUCUGCCAAGCCCUACAGACUCCAAUUUUUACCGCGCCCUGAUGGACGAAGAAGACAUGGAAGACGUCGUAGAUGCCGAUGAGUACCUCAUCCCCCAGCAAGGCUUCUUCCACAGCCCCUCCACAUCCCGGACCCCCCUCCUGAGUUCUCUGAGUGCCACCAGCAACAAUUCCACCGUGACUUGCAUCGAUAGAAAUGGGAGCUGCCCCCUCAAGGAAGACAGCUUCUUGCAGCGGUACAGCUCAGACCCCACUGGCACCUUGACUGAGGACAACAUGGAUGACACUUUCCUCCCGGCACCUGAAUACAUAAACCAGGCUGUUCCCAAAAGGCCUGCGGGUUCCGUCCAGAACCCCGUCUAUCACAAUCAGCCUCUAAAUCCAGCUCCUGGCAGAGACCCUCACUACCAAAAUCCCCACAGCAAUGCAGUGGACAACCCUGAGUAUCUCAACACCCACCCCACUUGCGUCAACAGUGUGCUCGAUGGCCCCACCCUCUGGGCCCAGAAAGGCAACCACCAGAUUAGCCUGGACAACCCUGACUACCAGCAGGACUUCUUUCCCAAGGAAGCCAAGUCAAAUGGCAUCUUUAAGGGUCCUGCAGCUGAAAAUGCAGACUACCUAAGGGUAGCACCGCCCAGCAGUGAAUUUAUUGGAGCAUGACCACGGAGGAUUGUGUUGGCCAUCACAAUCUCCAAUGUUUCAGUCCCUGGGUCAAGCCACGGCAGCUACUCAGUGCUGAUAGUCAUGCCCACGUUAACUCUUGGACCCGUGGACUGGUUCAGCCAUAUUUGCUCCGAUGGGACCCAUCUUUCGUGCAGGAAGUUCCCCCUACUUGGAUGCACUUUGGGGAAGUUUCUGGGACAUUCCUUUGUCUUC